Mesorhabditis belari is the source of this 1311-nucleotide messenger RNA. NCBI's taxonomy places the organism in Eukaryota, Metazoa, Nematoda, Chromadorea, Rhabditida, Rhabditidae. The record is from the annotation of a GenBank genome assembly.
AUGCCCUCGCCGAGUGCCGAGGAGCCCGAUUUGGUGUUCCGCGGUGCCGAGGAUCAGCCACAACAACGGACGAAAAUGAGUCGACGAAUGAUUGGGCUGCUCCUUCUCUUCUUUGUCAACAUUCUAUGGGUUUUGUCAUCCGAAUUGCUACGGUACAUUUUCAUCGAGGAGGGCUUUAAACGACCAUUUUUCGUCUCAUGGCUGAAAAAUUGCAUGCUUUCCGUCUACCUCUUACGAUACUUGUUCUCCAAUGGAAAUCCCGAAAGGCCAUCUGAGAAAGCCUAUAAAAUUUUGAUGGAGGAUUUGGACGAGAAUUCGUUGACAACCGAGGGAUUUGAGACGAUGACGUCAUCGGAUAAUGAUUCGGCCAUUGAGGAGAAUCGUUCCACGACGAGGAGUGUCCGAUUUGCGCCGCAUAGAGAGGUGCGUCGAAUGCCCGACGGGGAAGCGAACGAGGCGCGCGCGGCUCGUCGCCCAUUUGAUCCCACCGAAUGCACGAUCUCUUGCUCGUGGACAAUUCAGAGACACAUCCGAUGGACGUUGCUAUUCUUUGCACCAAUGUGGUUGGUGUGCUCAUUCACUUUUCAAACGGCUCUUGCCUUCACUUCAGUGGCCGAUCUCAAUCUCAUCUCCUCAUCGUCAUCCCUUUUCGUUCUGGUUUUUGCCAUUUGUAUCCCCGUCGAGGGACAACGUUUCACGCUAUUAAAGGCUUUCCUCGUUGGUCUGAAUUUGGCGGGAGUGGCGCUCGUCUCCGAGUAUUCGAUGCCGUUUUGGGGAGCCAUCUUUGCACAAAUCUCCGCCAUCUCGUACGCUCUUUAUCUCACCGCCUACGCGCGUUAUCAAUGGAAAUACGGGACGCUCAACAUUGAUCUCAUGUUUGGAACGAUCGGUUUAAUGGCCGUUUUGGUGGGAUCUCCGAUGCUCUUUGUGAUGGAUUCGCUCAAAAUCGAACCACUCUACCCAUUGCCUAAUGGUACACAAGUUGGCUCGAUUCUGGUGGCUGGAGUUUUUGGUACAAUGCUCGCCGACUAUUUGUGGCUACUCGGCGCUGGGAUGACCGAUUCCCUGUCGGCUUCUUUAUCGAUGACACUCUCGAUUCCGUUUUCUUUCAUCGCUGAUGCAGGCCUUCGCGGAAAAACCCCGUCAGCAAUCGAAUUGAUCGCCGCUCUUCCCAUCGUCAUUUCUUUCAUCGGCGCCGCUUUACUAGAGGGAAGAGGACGAGAGAUUGUUUCAAGAAUACAGCGGGAUCACGGUGAUCAAAUGGGCGACACGGAGACGCUGCUUGUCGAGGAGGAGCUGGAGGAUGGGAUU